This is a messenger RNA of Macrosiphum euphorbiae (potato aphid), 1026 nucleotides long. NCBI's taxonomy places the organism in Eukaryota, Metazoa, Arthropoda, Insecta, Hemiptera, Aphididae. The record is from the annotation of a GenBank genome assembly.
AUGUCGCAUCGAGAUUAUUGUCAUCGUCGUGUCUUAGUCAAAGGGCACACAAAAAUGAAUGCUAACAUGCUCACAGAACUUUGUGAGAUCAUACAUGGCCUGGGUGAAAGAAUACCACGCAGAGAUACAGUUGAGAUAAUCUACUCAGUAAUAAUAAAACAAAUGGUUUUGUUGAUUUCCCAAAUUCAAAAAGCUGCAAUUUUACUUAAUAACCAGAAUAUAUCGAUCAAACAUGUACUAUAUGUUUUGAAAAAUUAUAGGGUCACCCUUAUUCGAAUUCUAUCAUACUAUUGGUUAAAAGAUUCUAUCCAACAACUCAAUAAAUUAAGUAAUACUGAUGAAAAUAAGGAAAAAAAGGGAAAAAAUAAGAAAUCUAAACUAGAGUUGAUUGAUAAAGAUAUUGUUGAAAAUAUAACAAAUGAAGAAGAUGUAUCUAUAAAAAUAGACGAUCCUGCUACUGUCUUGGCUGAAAUGGAUUUUACAAAAAAAGAAAUGCCACAUGGCAACACCAAAAUCUUAAGUAUUUUUAAGAAACUUAGAAAUGCAAUUGUGGAGUUGAAAUUAAAAAUAAAAAUAACUGAAGAAGAAGUAAGAAAAUCUAACGAAUCACGUAUGAUUAGAGCUAAUGAUGUAUCAAUUAUACUAUCAGCUAAUGCAUAUGAAGGUUUUGAGGUAUGCAGAAGAAAAAAUUUUUACAAAACCAAAAUAGGUGAUCAACUAUUGUUACAAGUACACAAAGCUCUUCCAUUUGAUAUUACAUACAAUAAACAAGUUAAAGAAGUUCUUCUCUUCUUAGCUAAAGAAACGAUAAGUUUUGUUAUUGAUCGUGUGUUUGAAAAUAGAAAAUGUACAGACAGCUGUGAUGAAAAUAAUGCAAGAACUAUUAAGAAAAUAAAAUAUGGAUCUAUACUUGUUGAUGAAAUAGCAUCCGUUAUAAAAUGUACAUGGAAAACUCCUUUUGAAGAAAUCCGUUACCCAUUUGAUGAAGAAGAUACGUUUUUUAAUAAUCAAUUGAUUUUUGAAUAA